UCAGUCAUCUCCCUCACACACUCAUAACACCAUGUCUUACAAGGUCCUGGUGCUGGUUGUCCUGGCCGCGGCUGUCUUGGCUGACAUUGUCCCAGUAACCUAUAAGCCACCCCGCCCCCACCCACAUCCCCACACCCCAUCCCCUCACCAUCCUCAUCCCUAUCCCUACCCCCACGUGCCCCCUAAGUAUGACUUCCACUACACGGUGCAAGACAAGUACAACGACUUCGGCCACUGGGAGUCCCGCGACGGAGACCGCACGGAGGGCAAGUACUUCGUUGUGCUGCCUGACAGCCGCAAACAGACUGUGACGUACGUCGUGGACGGCAAUAGCGGCUACGUGGCGAAGGUCGUCUACGAGGGCGAGGCAGUUCACCCAAAGCACACCACAUACAAGCCCGAGUAUUAAGAAACGUCAGUCUUCACGUCCAAGCCCUAUUGCCAGCCUGCGCAGCCUGCUAGUACCCACGUUCAACUGCCGCGGACCGCUGCUUCUUAUUUAUGCUUUCAAUGUUGCAAAUUCAUAUAACGACUGUUGUUGAUAACUUAUAAUAAAACUUUCAGCAUUA
Molecule: messenger RNA, 569 nt
Organism: Scylla paramamosain (green mud crab)
Lineage: Eukaryota; Metazoa; Arthropoda; Malacostraca; Decapoda; Portunidae
Product: pro-resilin-like
Exons: 3
Coding region: 32-409 (125 amino acids)
Cellular component (GO): extracellular matrix
Source: RefSeq, a predicted model, not a curated record